UACAAGAUGGCAAAAUCUCCUUUCUAUGAUCAUAAUAACAAUCAUUAUGUUUCAUACAACGUGAUGUUAUUAUAGUUAUGGUACUUUCGUGAAACGCUACUAAAUUAAUAGCGCUCUUAGCGGCGCGAGCAUUUUUCUAUUGAUGGUGACAACGAGUCGAGUACGACAUACUAUCCCGUCGAAACGAGGCUAGAAUUGUCAGUUUCACGCUAUGCUAAGUUUAGUUCGAGUUAUUAAUCCCAUAAAGCCUGGAUAUUCUUCAGAGUCUCAGGAACUGUAACGAAGACUAUUACUAGGUACAACGACAGUAAGCAGUAGACAUGAGCGACACAGAGGAUCCCACUUCUACCAUGAAGUUAGUUGCAGUCACAUGCGGUGCUCUCGUCGGCAGUCUUCACAUGGAUAGAUUCAUAUGUCCAGGAAUUCAUAGAGACUGUAUCGAGGUGAAUGGUAAGCUGGUUACUCCAAAAGCAUUUAUGGUAAUGGGGGACAAGGAAAAACUCAAGGACUGGAAAAGUGCGAUACGCUUAGGUGGUCAACCAAUCAGGAAGCUGAUGGAUUGUGGUCAGCUUGAUUUCUACAUGCACAAUGACAACUGCACAGGAAGAUGUGCAGCUAAGACACCUAAGUCAGGCACAGAUAUUGGUAGCGACUCGGCUAUCUCCUCAAUGGGUCUACCGACCAUGGUCCCUCUUUCUCUCUCAUAUGAUCAGGGAAGUGAUGAUCAUGACUCAUUGGAUAGUAGUGGGAAACUGGCAACGAUGAAGCCGAAUGGUGCAGUCGGUCUAAGUCCGUUUCUGCCUAUUAUCGCCUACCCCCACGAUGUUGAGGAGGACAAUGACUAUGAUGUUGAAGAUCCUCUGGCAUUCUGGCAAGGUAUACAACGGGUUGGCUUGUUUGAAGAUUUUGUUGUUGAAAUGAAGUUGGCCUUAGACAAGCUGCAAACCAGUGUUCUGACGAAUGGCUUGCAGGACGAAGAUGCACAGCGGCUGACCGCAAUUGCGAAAGAAUUACGGCAAAUGAACAAGUUCUACUGGUUGUUAUCAAUGCAAAAGGGUGCUGUGGAGAGAUACCAGGAAAACCUGCAAAAAGAAAUUGCAGGACGCUACCUUUCAGAGCUGGAGAGGCAGAAGCAGCACAAGGAAAAUCGGCAAGAGGAGAUGAAGCGGAAGCGUGAUAGGUUCAAUCAGCUUAUAGACAUGGGUAAGCAAACAAAAGCCAUGCGCAGCUUGUCCAGUAGUCCUGGCAGCUCGUCGGUUGAUGAGAAGAGGUGAACCAGUGCUCUUGUGUGUAGCCGAAGUGGAUUGCUUCACUUUUCUUCAUUCGUGUCAUCCUGCUAUUCACAUUUCUGUUCAGUUCGUAUGAUCUCAGACCUGUUUGGUGAGCCUGCGUGCUCAUGAUCAUGUACCAGAUGGUCUUCAUUGUUGCCUAAGCAGCUGAUUGUGUCUGGCGUAGUAGUACAGCCACUCAUGUCCUGCUGUUAUGCAGCAUGUGAGCUAUUAGGCUGCAGUGAAGACCAGCACUGUGGGUAAAAGCUCAUCAACAUGUUUAGCUUCUAAACUCAUCUGUGCUUCAACUGGAAAAUUGCUGGGACAGAGUUGUCAUCCACAUUUUCAUUUGUAUUAUAAUUCAUUCUUCUAUCAAUAUUAUUCGUGAAAGGCCAGAACGUACGACUUCAAAGAAUAUAUUGCUACGGCCAAACAACGAUAAUAUUAAACUCAUAAGUGUGUGCUAGUUAUGGUUGUGCAACGUCCCAUAUAUGGAAUCAGAGACCUCUAGUCUUAUGUCAGGUGGCAACAUCUCACAAUUUGCGCGUUGCUGUUGACCAUCCUGUCUACGAGUCUGGGGCCUGUUUCACUUAAUUCUGGAUGUAGAUUAUUCUAGGUUGAAUUAAUUGAAGGGCAGUUGAAGUACAGGAUCAUAUAUUGUCAACUGAUGAAAGUGUAAGGUGUCUUGUGCUGCCUGUAUGUUAAUCAAAGUUUAUACCAAAUGUGACCAGUAGUCCCAGUACAACAAACAAAUGACAAUGUAUGUAAAUACUCAUAGUAGAGGUUAGACAGAAUAAUGUAUGGUAAUGGUCCAUAUGCGCUGAAAAUCAUGUCACAUUUACACAUGUUAUUAUAAGAGUAAUUAAUUGAGAUUUGUAGUAGAUGUGGGAUGAAUUGUUGAACUUGCUCAUGGGGUUAUUUUGCUCCAACUCUGUUAACAGUCUAGAUAUUAUAGAAACCAUGCUUAAUUGUGAAUUAGUCUUGAUCCUUCUUGUAGUGCUUAACGUGUAACAAAUAGGGUAUGUCCGUAAAUAAUUACCUAAGUCUGUGGACAUUGUUGAUCACGUUAUAUAGUUACACUUGCAUCGGAUCACUGUAAAUAGUGGUACACGUACGUUGUUUGUAUGUAGUAUUUGUUGCAUUUAUGUCAUGAUUUACAGUUAUUUGCAUAUUAGAUUUUUGUAUCACUGCA
Molecule: messenger RNA, 2460 nt
Organism: Priapulus caudatus
Lineage: Eukaryota; Metazoa; Priapulida; Priapulimorpha; Priapulimorphida; Priapulidae
Product: glucocorticoid modulatory element-binding protein 1-like
Exons: 8
Coding region: 321-1274 (317 amino acids)
Biological process (GO): positive regulation of transcription by RNA polymerase II
Molecular function (GO): DNA-binding transcription activator activity, RNA polymerase II-specific; RNA polymerase II cis-regulatory region sequence-specific DNA binding
Source: RefSeq, a predicted model, not a curated record